Molecule: messenger RNA, 1047 nt
Organism: Laetiporus sulphureus 93-53
Lineage: Eukaryota; Fungi; Basidiomycota; Agaricomycetes; Polyporales; Laetiporaceae
Product: SET domain-containing protein
Exons: 7
Coding region: 1-1047 (348 amino acids)
Cellular component (GO): nucleus
Molecular function (GO): zinc ion binding; histone methyltransferase activity; protein binding
Source: RefSeq, a predicted model, not a curated record
AUGACGUGGGAACAACAUCGAGAACAACUAGCGAAAGAAUACGCGCAUCCCCCAGUUUUAGCGAAGGAUCUACCUCAUGAGUUGGAAGACAGGAUUAACUACUUACCGAGGUAUGCACGACGCGCGGAUAACAUGCAAGUAAAACUCUUCGAGGCAGCAAUCGCAGAAAACACCGAGACCGACGAGCCGCACGCCCCGCCGAUCCACAUCAUCAACGACAUUGAUGAUGACCUGACGCCUCCUUACGAAUUUCAUUACUCGAACCUCAUGUGGCAUGGCGAAGGGGUGCCCAAGCCAGACUGGGAGAACUUGCGAGGAUGCGACUGCAUCGGUCCAUGCGAUCCGAAGUCCGAGACCUGCAUCUGUGCGCAGAGACAUCGGCAGCAUUUUGAAAGUCCUGGCUUCCUGUAUGAUGAGAGGGGAAGACUGACAUCCCAGGGGUACCCGAUCUUCGAGUGCAAUGACUUGUGCAGAUGCUCCGAUGAUUGUAUCAACAGAGUAGUUCAGCGGGGCCGGAAAUACCCCAUCAAUAUUUGCAAAACAGAGGACAAAGGCUGGGGUGUCUUCGCUGGUCACAAGAGGAUCCCGGCUAACACUUACAUUGGUAUAUAUGCUGGAGAGUAUCUGACCGAGUCAGAAGCGGAGGAACGGGGCGUCCUUUACAACAAGUUCGGGCGCACGUAUCUGUUUGACGUCGACUUCUGGCACUUGCGUGUGGAUGACCCCAAUUGGACUUCCAAGUAUAGCAUCGAUGCGUAUCAUGCUGGCAAUUUCACCAGAUAUCUAAACCACAGCUGUGAUCCGAAUUGCAGCAUCAACGCGGUCUAUAUAAACGAGGCCAAUAUCGACAAGCCUCUUCUUGCGAUCUUUACCACACGCGAUGUGAGACCUGGAGAUGAGCUGUGCUUCUCAUACUAUGGCGAAGAUGACGAUUCCGAUGAGGAUGCUCCCAAGAGUCCUCAUGAGAGCAUCUGCAUGCCGAAUGACGCUGUCUAUAGGGAAUGUCGAUGCGGGGCGGCGAAGUGCACAGGCAACAUGUGGAGGUAG